Spodoptera exigua (beet armyworm) is the source of this 5571-nucleotide messenger RNA. The record is from the annotation of a GenBank genome assembly. NCBI's taxonomy places the organism in Eukaryota, Metazoa, Arthropoda, Insecta, Lepidoptera, Noctuidae.
UUAUCGAAAUAGAGUAAACAAUACAAGUGACUGCUAUUCCAUUGUUUAUCAUUUGGAUUAGAGGUGGUUCAAAACCUUAUUUCUAUUUUUUUCGUAUAUUGAUAUUGCCAUGCUUUCAUUUUUUGCGUGGAACGGAGUUUUUUAAGCUGACAUAUUUAAUUUGACGUUUUGUUUUCUUCAAUCAAUUCAUCUCAUCUAUCGGUAAAUACCUACCUACCGCAGUUUUUUUAUUAAUUUUGCUAAGUUGAAAAAAAGGGUCGUUUGUAAUAAUGUUUUGUUCUCGCAAGAGAACCUAAAAUUCAAUGGCAUGCAGUAAUGGAGUUCAAUGAAUAUCAGACAAAAGAGGUAUUGGACCCGGUAGAUAUAGAUUAUUACUGUGAUCGAUCACGUUCGCCGAGUCCGACACCCGUUUUCAACACAAAUGUAUGUUGUGAUUUGGAAGACAUCUUGAGCGACGCAAUAUCAGAAACCUUGCAAGGCUCUCUCCGUGUGAGCCGCAGUCAGCUGAUUAACCAAGAACUGACAAUCAGACCAGAGGCCAAUAUCGAGGCUAACGUACCUGAAGGUUUAGACCUGUAUAAGGUUAUCUUUGAGGUGGAGAGUGACACGGAGGGGAGGAUGAGUGAUCUUGAAGGUGCUGCGGUACAAAAUAACUCAUUGACUGAUCAGGAGUCUUGCCGGCUGGUCGGCGGCUCCAAGUUCUACGAGAUGAUGGACAGCGCGACAUCAGCGGACGUGUCCACUCCCUCGCCCACUGAGAAACAUGACCACAUGAAGCCUACUGAGAGUGAUGAUGAAGUUUCAGACGUAGACCAAGAGUGCACGAGGUUCAGCGGUGUCAGUUACCUCGGUGCACAGAAUAUAUCGGACCCCAAAUCAGAAAGUGACAUCCAACGCAUCAUGAAGGAGCUCAGCUCUAUGCCAGAAAGUAGAGAUGGGAUUGCUGUAUCGAUAUCGAUACCCGUAUGCUCGCAAGGACUGGUAGUGCUAUAUCAAGCAGACUCAAACAAUGUGAUGACACGGUACGCGGUGAAUCGUAUCUCGUUCUACGCCCGCGGCGCUGCAGGGUCGCCGGUCGCCUCCUGCUUCGCCUUCACAUGGUCCCACGGCGAGACCAAGGAGUCCGCGGUUUAUAGGUGCCAUGUCUUCAGGUGUCACAUCGCCGAAGCCGUCAAUCAAGUCUCAAGCUGUUUCGCCAAAGCAUUUGAGCGUAUUCCCCGCUCGAUGGCGUCAUCCCUGGUGGGUGACCUGAGCGCAGCGCCCUCUAUGACCGGCUCGCUCACUGAAGGCAUCGGCCCUGCAGUCCCACCGAUGCAACUCAUGCACGUUCUUGAAUGUACUGUGGAUAUCAAGGAGACUGAUGCGAAGGGUACAUUCAGCCAUGUCCCGAAGGAGCGACUCGGCUUCAAACUGCGCGGCGGCAUCGACAAACAAGUGACUAUCAAUGUGAAACAGGUCACUAACAACGUACAGCCAGAGUCUGAUGAUCCACAGUCAACCUACACCGGUGGAUUGUACAUCGAACGCUGUUUCGGAAUACUCCUCGCUCCCGGCAGGAGCGUGAAGCAUUCAGAUAUGAGGCUACUUGAAAUGGUGAGUGGGUCAUCAGGUGGAUCUGGCUGUUCAGUGUGUGCGCUAUGGAACGCCGGGGAGUCCGCGUUAGCCGCCUUCAACGUAGCCAGCGGGGACGGAGCACCGGCGUACAUGUCACUCGCAUUGGAUCUAGUUAUCAGAGGCAUACCGGAUCCUUUAAGGUUGGUAAUCGAGACUCCAGUCAAGAUAUUCCCGCCUACUGAACGGUUCUGGUACUAUUCGAAGCGGCCGCUUGUACAACAGUUUUACAUUAAUCUGAAAGAGUCGGUAGACGCAUUGGGUCAGCUUCAAUACGAGGUGGCUAGUAUCGAGACAUCGGACGAGUUAGACAGGUCCCGGUUGAACUUGCCACUUUCAUUGUCAAGUCUCUUGCCGUCACCUCUGUCCAGUGCGCCUGCGCCGCCUUCGCCUUCCGAGCCUGACUCUGAUGGCGAUGAACCACUUCUGAGUGGUACUGGGGAAGUAUCGAAAGAUUGCGGCGAAGAUGUGCUGGUCAAUUGGGCACAAGUACUAAGGAGUUGGACAGGCCCGAGGCCGCGCGCCUUGAAUCACUUAGUGCGUGUCGGAGUGCCCGAAGCUCUUCGCGGCGAAGUUUGGCUGCGACUGGCUGGAGUUGACCAGAACGACAAGCUCAUGGAGACUUACAGGACACUUAUUAGCAAGGAUUGUCCUUUCGAAGCGGUGAUCCAACGCGACAUAGCGCGUACGUUCCCCGCUCACGAUUUCUUCCGCGAGGCAGGCGGGCUCGGACAGGACUCUCUGCUGCGAAUGGCCAGAGCCUACGCCGUGUACGACCAUGAGGUCGGAUACUGCCAGGGACUCAGCUUCUUGGCUGCUACUUUACUUUUACACAUGCCUGAAGAGCAAGCGUUCUGUCUUCUAGUCCGGCUCAUGUACGGGUAUGGUUUGCGUGAGCUGUACAAGGAUGGGUUCGAAGCUCUUUACAUGAGGCUGCAUCAACUCGACAGGUUAAUGGAGGAACAAUUGACGGAUUUGCGCGCUCACUUCCAAGAGCUGGGUGUAGAGCCACAUAUGUUCGCGUCUCAGUGGUUCCUCACCGUGUUCACAGCUCGUUUCCCGCUACCCUUGGUUUAUCACAUCCUUGACGUGUUCCUACUCCAAGGCAUUGACACCCUGUUCCAAGUGGCGCUGGCGCUGCUCUCCCGAUCGCGCAAGGAUCUCUUGCAGCACGACUUCGAAGGGGUACUCAAGUACUUUAGAGUAACAUUGCCAAAGAAAUGUCGGGCGGAAGAAUCGUCCCGCCAAAUUGUGAAGCUGGCGUGCAGUAUCAAAGUAAAACGAUUGCCCAAAUAUCAACAGGAAUACGAGAAAUUUAUUAAAGAAUCGGCCGAAAAGGAAAAAAUAAACGUUGAACUCGAGCGACUGAAGGUCAUCAACACACAAUUACUACAGGAGAAAGAGUUACUAGAAGCACAGUUAACGGAGGCCCGCACAACCUCAGAGGAAAAUCAGAAAGAAGCAGCACAUUUCUCAGCAGUAGCGCGGGAUUAUCGCGAAAUAUGCGCCAGACUCGACAGACAGCUACACAAUAUGCAGGACUACGUUAAGGACUGUGUCACUUGCAGUGUGAAACUUGCGCAAAAGGAUAAUAAAGAAGAAGACCAAAAAGGUGACGAUAAGGAGGGUUCGAGUGAGACAGAGGCACGAUUAAGGCAACGCGUCCGCGACCUUGAGCUGGAGCUGGCGCAAGUGAAAUUAGCGCAUGUGCAGGCUCAGUGCAGCAAUCAAGAGUUAAGCCAUCAACUGACAGUAGCUCUGAACGAAGUACAGGCAGCCGUCAACCAGAAGCAAACAGUCGCACCCUGGCUAGUGCGCACACUCAAUUCGAUCAUGGAAGCGGCGCAAACUCGACCGUCGUUCCAGACUUAUCUUCCGAACAGUAAUUCAGAACAACCCGCAACACCACUGCACAGACAAGGCUCGUUUUCAUCCGGACAGUCUCACAGCCAUGGAAACCUCGACCGCCGCGUCUCAGAACCGUACAGUCCCGACGUAGUGCGGAGGAAGAAAGACCUAAAUGCAUCCAAACGACACUCCCUACUCGUCGAGUCCAACCUCGCUAAGGAGGCCAAAGAAAUCAACCGGCGGAGCCAUGACGUCACAAUCGUCAAAAACCUCUCGAUGGGUUGACAUUAACGCUCACAUACUCCGAUUAUACUAUGUUUUGUAUUAUUUCGGUGUGAGAGGUUGUAUUAAAGGAAACGUUUGUUGUAUGACACGCUACGCUGCAAGUGUACAGUUUGCGACGCAAGUUUAUAUCGAAUAAAUAGCACACAUGCAACCUGUACAACGCGCGGCGUGUGAAUGUGCACAUAACAGUAACUAGUCAUAAUGUAAUAUAAUCGCGCACGUUAUUGUUUACCGAAUCGAUAGUAUUGUAGAUGUAUUGGUUACCUUACCGCUUACUCGCACUACCAUUCCACUAAGUAAAUUUAUUGUAUAUGAAUCUCUUAAAGACAUUUGGACAUAAUGACUCAGACAUUUUGAUAUUUAUAACACGCCCCAAUUAUAGUAUGAUAUUAAUUCCAUUUUAUACACAAAUUGUAAUUGGUUUCUGCGCUUUGAUGCUCACGCUAUACAUUGAGUGCCUUCCGGUUUAGGUUAAGUGAUAUUUAGACAUCGUAUUUAUUAUUGACAUCUUUCAGUAUUUCUCCCAUUAUGUUACUUUUCAUAUUUGAACGCGGACAUAUUUAUUAAAGCGACAUAUCAGAAGACAAGCAAUACAAGAAUCAUCAGUAAAUUAUUGAGUAGUUAUCAGUUAACGAGAAUAUAAGCAUGGAAAAUGGACUGUCUGUUCUUUUGCCCACAGAAUAGUAUUUAACAGAACUAAAGAGCGAAUAUUAUAGAUUCUAGUUAUAAAAGCUUCCUAGACUCUCAACCUUAGUAAACAUUCACGGGGUAUUGACUUUUCGCCGACUCCAUUAUAAAGGAAGAAUAGACAAAAUGAAAAAUAAUAUUAUUUUUGUUCAAAUCGUGUAUGAUAUGUCUACUCUAUCGCUUAGCGUUGGAAUCUCAAAUACAUUUCAACUUGCGUCAAAAGCCAUUUUUAACAGACUUCAAAAAGAAGGUGUUAUGCUUUUCUUAGUUACAUUUGCAGAAUGCUGUGAUAAAAAAACUGUAUGGUGUCGUUUCUGAAAAAAGACUAGGUAAAAAAGCUAAAGUGGUUUUGUAAAGUAUUUGAGGGACCGAAAGAAGUGAUUGAUGUUCUAUCGUUUUUAUUGAAUUCUUAUGAAUAUAUUUUAUUUAAUUUAAACAUUAUUAAUGAUCGAUAAUUAUUUCUUUUAAAUUUUAUAUAUUAAUUCGUUUUGUAGAUUAUCUGAUAUUUUAGAAAUUAUAUAAAAAAAUAAAGGUGUAAUAAUUAUUUAAUGAAUAUAACCUAUAAGUGAAAGAGUACAUAUAGUAUUUUAUUGAAAUAUAUAACUAUUUGAAAUGCUUUGUAAGUUUUUCGCUUAUAGGGAAUUUUACGAUUGCUUGAAUUUUUGUAUAUUCGUAACAUAUGCUGGAAUAUUCUUUAUCAUUCUUGAUGUUAUUAAUUGGAACUGGUUGUUUGACUUAUCUAAUAAAUCGUGCAUUUCGGACAUAAUGCUAAACAUAAGUAUACAAAUUGUGUAUCACGAUGACAUGUAACUGCCAUAGAAUAAUUGUAUAAAAAAUGUUGAAAUGAAAAUUAUUAUGCCCGUUCAUUGUAAAUUUUUAAUCCAAUAUGUAUUAUCUAACGCCGACUAGUGGUUUGUAGGCAAGCUAAAUUAUACCUAGUGUUAUCAGUCUGUCAAAAAAGGAUUAAUUAACUUGGAAGACAUAUAAUUCUAUUACUAUUCACUUGAUUAAAGGCUGGCCUUCAGAGUGUUAUUAUUCUCAUCAUAACCAUAUUUUUGUUUAAAAAUUACCUGUAAAUAAUACAAAAACAUAUAUUUAAAAUAAGAUACUGUUAUUAAAGAAAAUUAUUACGCAGUUUAU